CACAAUUUUAUCUCUGUAUUCGAGUAGCAGUUAAAGCAUAAAAAGCGGUUUUGCGUGUUUUCCUACUAUUUUUUGCGCAUUGUUGAUUACCCUCGAAGUUAGUUGGCGAUAGGCAAAAGAAAAGGCCAACAAUACACGUGCGUUUUUCCCCUACCUAAAACCGAAUUGGCCAAUCUUGCGCUGCUCUUCUCCCUCUUCAUCGAAAGGAAAUUCGCCUGCGGCAUGUGCUUUUUGUCUUUAUAUUUUAUAUUGCACUAUUGUCUGAAUUUGGCCGGAAUUUGCUGUGUGAUGUAUUUUCGGUUUUUUAUGUAAAGUGGUAAUUCUGGAAUUUUAACUAUUGACUUUUUUUACUUAUCGGUAAUAUUGUGCCUAAAAAUUAAGUUUCCACGAUGCCGGCUUUACAAAAGUUGUUGAAUCCAUUGCAAAAGUCCGAUUGCCUCAAUCACGGUUACGCUGAAAUCCUUCAGAAGCAUUCCAUUAAUUCGUUAUUGGAUCAAUCUGAAAUGCUGUCGGCGAACAAAGCAGGUGAGAACAUGUCGUCCAUAUCGGAAUUGUUGGGAUUGAAUUCGCCGCGGGGAUUGCUCGGUUUCGGAAACAAUUCCAAAGAGAUGUAUUCCUACGCGUCACCGGAUGCUCCCAGUUUUCCCAGUUUGCAGUUAGAUUUAGAUGAUUCGAAAUUCCAAUCGAACACCGUCAAUUAUUCGUCGGUAAUUUCCACGCCUAGCGCCCUACAAUACAACAGAAACGUGUCGCUGGGCAGCGCCGGUUCCAGUCCCUGUACCUCGACAUCGCCCAGUUACUUUUCCGCCCGGUCGCUGAGAAGCACGUCCUUGAGCGAUAGCUGCGGCAGCAACAGCCCGACCUUUCACGAGCAUCUGAACUACUCGAGGAGUAAUUCGCCAGAAUCGGAUCUAAACGUUAAUGAGUUAUUCAAUUCGUUGAAUUUGAACGAUAACGUCUCGAGGAAUCUGUUUUGCAACGGUUCCAACGAUUUGGACAUUACCAAUCUGCAGCAAUUGCAAGCCUUCCAAACUCUCAAGUAUCUACAGCAGCCAGCCAGUCCAGCCAUACUCAACUCUUUGCUGCCGUCCGCUUGUUCGCACAACAACGUACAGCAAAUACUAGACAAGUGGAACUUGAAUUUUAUCCCGGAGAAUCUCCAGCUAGACAGGGCGGCUCGCUUCCAUCGUUCCGCAGCUUCUCUGUAUGACGCCACGUGUACGUGGAGCGGCGUCCUGCCGCCUCGCUCUAACGUCAAGCCGAUCGGGUACUCGAGCAAAGUGUUCCUCGGCGGUUGUCCUUGGGACAUAACCGAGCAGAUGCUGAUACAGACGUUCAAACCGUUCGGACCGAUUCGCGUCGAAUGGCCGGGUAAGGACAAGGCCGCCUCCCAGCCCAAGGGGUACGUUUACAUCAUCUUCGAAUCGGAGAAGAACGUGAAGGCUUUGCUGCAAUCGUGCACGAACGAUUACACGGACGGCGGGAAUUGGUACUAUACCAUUAGCUCGAAACGAAUGAAAUCCAAAGAGGUACAAGUGAUUCCUUGGAUCAUCAACGAUUCCAAUUUCACGAAAUCGACGUCCCAAAAAUUGGAUCCGAGUAAAACUGUGUUUGUGGGAGCGCUGCACGGCAUGUUGAAUGCGGAAGGACUAGCGCAAAUUAUGAACGAUCUUUUCGAUGGUGUUGUAUAUGCAGGCAUCGACACCGAUAAAUACAAAUACCCGAUAGGUUCCGGCCGUGUAACAUUCAACAAUCAGAUAUCCUACACCAAAGCCGUAAACGCGGCCUUUAUCGAGAUAAAAACGGCCAAAUUUAUUAAAAAGGUUCAAGUAGAUCCGUACUUGGAGGAUUCGCUGUGCUCCAUAUGCCAAGUUCAGCAGGGACCCUAUUUUUGUAGGAAUAUGAAUUGUUUCCGGUACUUUUGCCGCACUUGUUGGCAAUGGCAGCACAUCAACGAGUUCCGCCAUCACAAGCCGCUCAUGAGGAAUUCGAAGAACAAUCAAGUGGUUGGAUUGGGAGUGUCUAACAAUCCGGUAUCGUCUCCGACUACGACUCCCAACAAUCUGUUUGGCUUGCCGAAGCUGUAAAAAGCCUAUUUUCGUUUGUUGAAGGUGGUGGUGAUGAUACUGUAUUGUUUUAAGCAUGCUGCAUGCAGUUUUAGGGUAGUUUAAUUUAAUUUUGUUUUUAUUGUUUCAUUUGACUGAGUUCUACUGAUUUUACUUUGUUUUUGUUUUUAUAGUUUGUUUUAGACGAAUUUUAAUUUUUAUUAUGUUUGGUGUUGGUGUUUAUUUUUUAGUUAUUUGGUAGAGUUACCUAUUAUUAUCUGGUGAUAAUUUAGUUUUAAUAAUACUACCAAAUAUUGUUUAUUUAAUAAGAGAUGUUUGCAAAUAUUUUGUAUCGUAAUUCUCUCAUUUUGCUAAUCAAUUAAAUUGAGAAGUAAUGUACUUCUGAAAAAAAAUUGAAUUGUAAAUUUCA
This is a messenger RNA of Phyllotreta striolata, 2475 nucleotides long. Lineage: Eukaryota; Metazoa; Arthropoda; Insecta; Coleoptera; Chrysomelidae. The record is from the annotation of a GenBank genome assembly.